Molecule: messenger RNA, 1040 nt
Organism: Panicum hallii
Lineage: Eukaryota; Viridiplantae; Streptophyta; Magnoliopsida; Poales; Poaceae
Product: chemocyanin-like
Exons: 2
Coding region: 163-729 (188 amino acids)
Cellular component (GO): plasma membrane
Molecular function (GO): electron transfer activity
Source: RefSeq, a predicted model, not a curated record
CUUAUAGUGGCUUCUAGCCACGACCAGCAGGCCAACCAUAGACCAGUUGCCCCCAAACGCAACCACCACAGCUCCGAUCCCGUUAAGCACUAGUUAUAUGCAGCGAAACCAAUCCCGAAGCCACUCAUUGUCCCCAACGCUACUUGGUCUCCCCGGCCAAUCAUGGGAGCCGCCUCGCUUUCAUCCAGAGCGGCAGCUGCCAUCCUCCUCCUUCUAGUCCUCCUUGCAGAAGCUCGACGCCAUGGCGCCGGCGCGACGGAGUACACCGUCGGCGACUCGGCCGGGUGGACCAUCGGCCCCAACUACCUCACCUGGUCGCAGAAGUACAACUUCACCGCCGGCGACACGCUCGUGUUCAGCUACGUGGCGGCGCAGCACGACGUGCACCGGGUGACCCAGGACGCGUUCCGGACGUGCGAGCCGGCGGCGAACCAGACGAUGGGUGCGUGGGCGACGGGCCACGACCUCGUCAACCUCACCGUGCCGGGGGACUACUACUUCAUCUGCAACGUCUCGGGCCACUGCCUCGGGGGCAUGAAGUUCGCCGUCGCCGUGGCCGCGCCGCCCCCUCCGCCGCCGCCUCCCCCGCAGGUGUUUCUGCCGCCGCCGCCACCGCCGCCCGCGAGCUCUGCCGGCGUGUCGUCGCGGAUCGCACGGCGGCGGCCCGCGUGGCCGGAGGCGGUGCGGAUCCCAUGCCUCGCCGCGAUCGGCCUGCUGGUUCUUGCUUAGGUGUUCAUCGUUCGGCAAAGAAAUUCUUGCACAAUUGAUUGGUAGGGUUGUUGUGCCAUAUUUUUAUUCUGGGUGAUGGUUGACCUGGACCGUUUCGUUGGUUAGUUGGAAUGAGCUAGCUAGCAGUGACGUGCAUCUGUGCCUACGGUUGAUGGAGAGCGAUGACUCUGUACUGGAAUUUGGCAAUGCAUUGCUCUUUGCGCCUUGUUAUCUUUGUGGAAGCGCCAAACGGGGUCGUUCGACAGUUAAUUGUUAGGAACGUGUACUCCUUAGCCUAAUCACAAUGGAUUUCAUAUCACUGUUUUUAAGAA